AUGUCCUUUGUCCUUUGCAGAUAUCAAGGCCACGUUGGCGCAGCCCUGGUGCUCGGCGGUGUGGACAAGAACGGCCCCAGCCUGUACACCAUCUACCCGCACGGCUCCACUGAUCGCCUGCCCUACGUGACCAUGGGCUCCGGUUCGCUGGCCGCAAUGUCGGUCUUUGAAUCGCGCUGGAAGAAGGACAUGGAUCUUGAAGAGGGCAAGAAGCUGGUUCGCGAUGCAAUUUGCGCCGGCAUCUUCAACGAUCUUGGCUCUGGCAGCAAUGUGGACAUUUGCAUCAUCACCAAGGAUACGACUGAAUACAACCGCCCUUAUGAGAUCGCCAACCUGAAGGGUGUCCGCAACAACUCGUACCAGUUCAAACGCGGCACCACUGAAGUGCGCACCGCCAAGGUGAUCCCCCUUGAGGUGGAGUCCACCCAGACGUUCUACAUUGCCGCCGAUGGCUCCCGGAAGGCCGGCGAGAAGAUGGACACCUCUUCGUAG
Molecule: messenger RNA, 492 nt
Organism: Rhagoletis zephyria (snowberry fruit fly)
Lineage: Eukaryota; Metazoa; Arthropoda; Insecta; Diptera; Tephritidae
Source: RefSeq, a predicted model, not a curated record